Lachancea lanzarotensis is the source of this 4875-nucleotide messenger RNA. Its product is annotated as LALA0S01e13278g1_1. The transcript has a single exon. Gene Ontology annotation, biological process: cell redox homeostasis. Gene Ontology annotation, cellular component: cytosol; mitochondrion. Lineage: Eukaryota; Fungi; Ascomycota; Saccharomycetes; Saccharomycetales; Saccharomycetaceae. Bases 1 to 4875 code for a protein of 1624 amino acids. Gene Ontology annotation, molecular function: protein binding. The record is from RefSeq and is a predicted model, not a curated record.
AUGACACCACUUCUGCCGUCACCGGGUUCUUGCCAUCCCACAACGCUACCGAAACUGAAUCCCGAUCAAGAGUUGUCGUUGUCAGAAUGCGAAAAACGGUCUAAAACACUAGAUUGUAGGACUGGAGCAAGCUGUGUACUGGCCAGAUCGUCUAUUUUCGUUUACGGCGGCUUCACGAUUCCAUUAGAAUUGACAGAGGUAAAUUCGGUAUCAAUACAGCAGGAGCUUAUACUAUUUUUUGCGCGCAAACGCAAACACACAAGUGGAUUCCAGAACUUGGCAGAAUGGAUCAGCCAAGAAGUCUUCCACUUGGACCUCAUAUCACGAAAAUGGGAGCUAGUGGACACUGAAAGUGACCCGCCAAACUCAGAAGAUGAGUCAACGCAAUUGGUUAUGAAAGAACGUGUAUUCCAUUCUAUGUGCUACCAUGAUGGCCAUCUGUACGUUUUCGGUGGGCUGGUCGUUUCGCCGCAAUCGGGGUACGAACUCAUAGCCUCCAAUGAACUUUGGGCCUUGGAUCUGCGUACAAAGGUGUGGAGACAGAUUAGCUGCAACCCCUGCAUUGCAAGGCGUUUCAAUCAUAACAUGCACAUAGUUCCGGGUCCUGAGGAUGAAGAUGAUACACAUCUGUAUAUUGUCGGUGGGCUCAAUAAUUUGGAUCGUCCCAUACACGUCGUCGACAUAUAUAACUUGACUCAAAACCGAUGGGAAUCGUUGGACGAUGAAAGAUCGAUUGCACAGGUAAUAACUACCAAUAUCGAUGGGCGAAACACUCCUCUCUUACAAAAUUCCAAUUUCUCACUAUUAAUUAGGGAUCAGGCUACGAAUAAUCCACUCAUCGUCAGCUACGCCCCUAGCGACGACUCAGAGGAAGAUGCCAACCCUGUCGUCAUCCAGCCCUUGAAUCCGGGCCCUAACGGUAAGAGGAUGCCCGCUUUCAAAAGACGCGGUAGCAGAGACGCUAAACACUACAAGGCACCUUUUCAUUUGCAACAUCCAUCUGGCGAUUAUUUUGGCCAUAACAUUAUCAUCACUGGUUUUUAUCCAGACUUUGAGCCUUCAAGUUUUCACUGCUUCACUUACAACAUUCCUACUGGAAAGUGGACUGAAAUAAGUACCAUAUCUGAUGAUCCCGCCGGCUCCAGCCAUCGACUGUGGCAACUCUUUGUCUGGCAUUCUCACCACAAGGUCAUUUUAUUAGGCACCAUGACCAAAGAAAAUCAUCUGCCCAGCGUUCAAAGAUUCAGCAGUAUGUUGUGUGUUGCCCUUCCUAUGAUCAACGUCUUUCACAGAGCUCCUCAUCUGGCGCUGGGUAGAGAAAGAAGUGCUGCGAGUUCAGAUCAAGUUUCUCUUGGACACGACAGCUUCGAAGGGUACUCUCGGUACUCAGCGCCCCAAAUGGACAUCACUACUAUAGCACCCGUUUUCCCAUCUUAUGCGAUGGCUUUAGGUAAAGACUUUUUGGAGCUUUGCGGUCAGCAGUUAUCCGACUUUGAGAUAGUUACCGAAGACGGAGAUUCCGUGCGGGUUCCAAUUUUCUUGUUGAGAAAGCGAUGGGGGAGGUAUUUUGAUGACGUUCUUGCUCAUGGUUACGUCAGGUCGUCCAAAGAAUUUGAGUAUCAGAACAAAGAGAAUGUUUUUGCCAAAUUUUCCUCAAGUACUGGUAACUAUAGCGCUACUCCUACAAGUCACCACUUCGACAUCAUGAACCCGAGAAACUCAGAUAAUCCUUCCUCACAGGAAGCAUUUGAGGCUACAACGCCACAAAAUGAACGAUCUGAAGAAACACAGCUGCAGUACCCACUGAUAUCUAGAAAAUCAAGUCCAUUUUUCUAUGGCAACAAGUCUAGCACUGUCGAAAAUACCGACGUUUCACGAAAAGCAAACUCUCAAGAUAAGGCAGGCUCUCAAGAGAAAUCAAACACAGACACGUCAGUGCUUCCAAAAAUGCAUCACUCAAAAUCGGAUCCAUCCGCUAAUCUGGAGUUUCAACAUUCCGUUAAAAAUUCAAAAGACGCUGGCGAUAGCUUUAAAAAAGAUUCUUACUUUGACCCAAGUAAGACAACAAGCUCAUCUGGUGGUAUGGUAUUUCGUCUUCCUUUCCAAGAGGGCAGCGGCGGGUCUGCACUCCCCAUGCCAGUAUUGCAACCACUCAAUAACGAACCCAGCAGGCUGGAAAGUUUAGAAAGACAUCUAGGUCCAGCGGCCCGCAGAAAGUCGUCUACAUCGACUACGUUUGCGUUUGAUGGCGGUUUACGAGGUGGGCGUCGCGCAUCUCAUCCUAACUUUCAUCAUCUCGACGAAAAGCUGGCGGUAUCUCAGAGUCCUUUCGGCUCGCGGAAAGCAUCUGUUGCGUCUCAGAACAGUUCCAUAUCGUUUGUGAGCUCGUCUUCUGACAGGAUGGGUAAUCCUUCCAACCGCCGAACUUCCCAAGAUAGUGUUUUGAGCUCGUCUACCUUCAAUUCUUUGAGUUCUCAACUGCCACCCCUUCCCCCUAUGCCCACCGACCCUCUUCCUGCGGCACCACAUCAGCUUAAUUUCGAUGCGACCACGUCGUUUGCCUCGGCCAAGAACAGUCCAUAUUCAUCGAGGCGUUCAUCAUACUACCACGAUGCCUUACGUCCUGGACUGUCAUCUUCAAUCUCACAAUCACUUCUCGGCAUUAAUGAAGCUGUGGCAUCAGAAAAUAAUCCACUUCAUCAUCCAGAUCCUCACUUAAUGCGCAAGAGGUCAGUUGACAGGCAGCUUCUAGAGGACAAUUUGAUCGACGUCGAAUUAGAAGCGAGCAUUGAUCCUCAUCAAGGAUCAACUCCAACGACAGAGCAGAAAACACCAAGUCAGAGAAGCACUUUGAAGUCUAGAAUGGAGAGCGAAGAAAGCCGACCAUCGUACCUCUCACUGGCAGAUAGCAGCACAAGUAUUAACUUUAUUACAGAGCAGGAUUUAGAGCCCUUGCUUGUUCCAAGAUCGCUGUACAUGCCGUGGCCAACUUCGACCGUAAGGUCACUUAUUGAGUUUUUCUACACAGGUCAAGUGAAUGGCAAGUGGUUACUGUCGCCUGUCGCAUUGAAUUUACUGGUAAUGGCGAAAGUAUAUGAGAUUCCUCUUCUCUAUGACCUGCUAGCUGAAGCGUUCUACUCAAUUUUAGGCAAGAAGGAGGAAAGUUUGCUGGCAAUUGGAGAAUCGUUGAAGCGUUUCCUCAGCUCCAGAAAUACCAAGGGAGACACGGACUGCAUAGAUAUUCAAACGGCUAGCCAGGAGUUGCUUGAGCUCGAAGAAGCUCUCCAUGCAGUCGAUAAUGGAUUUUUCGAUGUGCAGCUUUUGAGACGAGUGCCGAGACUCAGUUCUGCUUGCAGCUCUGAAAGUGGUGAAUGGGGUACCAUCAAUAAGGAGACCAAGGAACCAUACUCACUGAAUGUACCGGUCCUUUUCGCAGAAGGACAUCGUGGUAGCAACAACUCUGGUGGGUCCAGUGUGACGCCAAACACGAAUACUGAUGGCACAGUCGAAUUUAACGCAUCAAAGGGAAAUGGGGCAAUGAAGAAGAACGCUGUAAGUAGAGGCGCAACUUACAGAGGUCCUGAGCACUCAGUAAAGGAUUCAGGGCACUCGACAAAGGAAAUAGGUGCGGAAAGUUUCGCCGAUCACCCAAGAAGUAAGGUUAUUACACAAGAGGCAAGCGAUAAAACAGAUAGAGAGAAUAAAGCUGAUAGAAUGGAGCAACAAAAGUUGAGCAAUAUGUCACAAAAUGUCAACUCCGAAUUCUCGACUCAAAUUAUCGACUUGAAACAUUCUGAAAGCCAUAAAGAUCUUCAGAGAGAACCUCGUGAAACGCCCAGCAGUGGUUUUACACCAAAGAAAGUCGUAGGAAAUGCAGGGGAAUUCAGAAAUGAUGGGUAUGAAGAAAGCCCCGAGGAUAAUGCUGCUGAAAGGAGAGUGGCGCGGAACGAGGAAACGAGUGCAGGGCUUCCUGAGAGCUCUACUUCAAGCUCCGACUCGGGUGAUCUGUGUGUCGGCUUUGGGCUCGCAUCCACUUCAAAGAUAGAUAAAAAGCUUCGUCAGCGCGAAGAGGAUAUGCCUGUUGAUCCGUUAUCCAAGAAAGUCGACUCCGAAAACUCGUCAUUGAAGAACAUCAUUGAUUUUUACAAGAAGGGAGAUCAUUUAAACAGGUCAGACGGCAACAGGCGAAAUGUGGAUAACCUGACACUUGCUAACAUGGCAUCUGCUAAUUCUCUACCGCCAGUCGAUUAUGUCGUUGAGCUGUUCCACGAGACUGCGACGUUGGUACAUGAUACACGCCUUAUUGUCAGAUGUGUUAGCGUCAUUGCUUUAUCAAAGAAGCUGAAGUUGUUGAAGCGGAAAGUGGAGAGCUGCUCCUUUUCGCGUGAAAGUGAUACCGCGCAUUCAGCCACACCCACUGAGAGUGAAUUCACGGGCUUGCCAAAUGAUCCCACAAAAUCUGAAGACCAUGCAACGAUCAGAGCGUCGUCAUCGAUGGAGAAGCUGCCGCGGGUGGAAUCCACCACGAGUCUUGACAGAAGAAGCCCCAUGACCAUCAAUGUGAAUACAGGAGGAACCCGUGCAGGCACAGCACCCGAAGGCGUUCCCAAGUUCGCUCAAUCGGACGCGAGUCUCCCUGAGAAGAGUGACGUGUCUUCGAUUGACACCAAAAGCGGCUCUAGACCGGCCAGAACUCAAAAGCUCAAGAGGGUGAACUCUAAUAUGGCAGGAACGGGUCUAACAGGUGCAGGUCUUUUCAUGACAGGGUCUUUUGGUCCUCCUGCGCCAAAGAUCAAGACGGACAAGUCUGGCCCUUCGUCAACGUCCAGUCCUACGUCAAAGAGUGGGAAGUCAUUUUUUGGCAAGCGCAAGUGA